Messenger RNA from Symbiodinium sp. CCMP2592, 348 nucleotides. Lineage: Eukaryota; Dinophyceae; Suessiales; Symbiodiniaceae. The record is from the annotation of a GenBank genome assembly.
AUGGCUUGGGCCGCGGGACUGGUCCGCUAUCCAGAGACUUGUCUGGUGUCAACGGCACGGGCAUCAAGUCUGUCGAGAAGUUCCAAGUGGCCGUUGAGCUCUUUGUUCAGGACCCGUGUGUGCAAGAAGGUUACGACGAAUACCGUACAGUCAAUUUUGGGAGCUUCGUGGCAAGUCCAGCCGUGGCAUGCUGCUGACCAGGAGUUCUCCAUGGACUCUGUGGUAGACGAGCUAAAGGUUCAGCAUCAUCCCCGGAACAACGCCGAUCGGGCAAGGCAAGAUGACGUUGAGGGGCUGCACAAGGCAUGCUCCGAGAAUUUGAUCCACUCGGAUCGGUUUUCAGGGUAG